UGACACAUUGACGGUAAGUGCGAGUAGGUGGUGCAGAGAAGACGGCGAUGCAGCGGGGGGACGACACCUGGCCAAGAUAAGGAUGUCGGGGAGAGGGUCAGGGCUCGAAGAUGACCUAGCUUCUAAAAGUAGGAGCAGUUGGAUGGACCCGCCCCUUAAAAUGAUUCCAGUCAGACUAGUGCCAUAUAUGGCUUGGCGUACGUCGCCCCUCUACUACUACUGGACGGGGCAGAGCGCUCCAAUAAAUUGACAAUGGGGCCACGUGUUUUGAACGCACCGGAAGAAGCCGACGCUGUUCCAAGUCCAAUCUUCGCACAUCUCCAUUUCGGCUCCAGAUCGAGCUCCUGCUAGUCUGUGUCCAGCCAGCCAGCCAUCAUGAACAGGCUUCCCGCUGCUGCCCUCGCCCCUUCGAGGCGCGCCGCUGGCCUGUCGUCGAGGCCGCUCGUAGCGACAGCGAGGGCCCAGGGCCUGCAAGCGAGGACUUUUGCAUCAGAGGCUGAGCCGACUUCAAGGUCACCCUUCCGACGCUUUCUCGUGCUGACGACGCUCACUGCAUCGCUCUUCUACGGAGGCUCGGCCUAUUACGCGCAGCAAAACGAACGGUACGCUGACUUGUUUAGCGAGUAUGUGCCUGGUGGGGAGCGCCUGCUCGACUUUAUCGACGGCGGAGGUGCGAACCAGGCCAGCGGCUACUCGCAGAGGGUCUUUGAAACGGCCACGUCGGGCUACCAGCGCGUGUCCGAGGCCGUCUCGCGCGUGUCCGGCCAGGUCCAAGACAAGGCCGAGACCCUGGGUGGAGAGGCCCAGGAGGCACGAAAGACGGCGGGCGAGCGACUGGAGCAGUCGAGCAGGCAGGCAAAGGAGACCACCCUCCGGGUUGGCACCAAAACGAAGGAAACGGCUGAGCAGGCAAAGGAGCAGGGCGAGGGCGUGGCAAAGGACCUGGAGAAGAAGGCAGAGGACCUCGUUGGCAAGGUCAAGAAGUCAAUCAGCGAAGCCGAGGAGAAGCUCAAGGGUCAGGCUGCAUCGGCCACAAAGACGCCUCAGGGCGCACCGUACGGCAAGCCACUGCCCUUGCAGCACGAGGCGCCUGCCGGCUUCGUCGCGGGCUCGUCUCGCGAGCGUGGCCUGCACCCCGAGAAUGCUCCCAAUGCUCGUCUGCGCGACGACCCCGAGAUUCCACUGCUGCCCAAGCUCGCGCCCUCGAUCUCGUCGCUCUCAGGCAGCGAGCCCAUGGUCGCUCACCUGGCUUCAACUGUCGAUGAUCUCGCCGCCUUCCUCCGAGAAGCGCCCAACGGCGGCUCCAAGGCCCGAGGCGUACUCGACGAGGCCAAAAAGGAGCUGCAGAACCUCCUGGAGCGCCUCGACGCCAUCAAGAAGCAGGAGGCUGAGCGCCUUCGCAAGGGGCUCGAUUCGGCGCGGUCCAAGUUUGAUGCGGACUUGAAGCGGGCCAACGAGGAGGCGGCCAAGCAGGUGGACCAGGUGGAUGCCAAGUGGAAAAAGGAGCAGGAGGCUCUGCGGAAAAAGGAGGCCUCCGAGUACGAGGCCAAGCUCAAGGAGGAGCUUGCGACACAGAGCGAGAUCAUUAACGAGCGCCUGCGCGAAGAAGUCGUGUCGCAGGGCAUUGAGAUGCAGCGGCGCUGGAUGAAGGAGAUCAAGGCCCGCGUCGAGGCAGAGCGAGGAGGCCGGCUCGCCAAGCUCGACGAGCUGGCAAGCGAUCUCAGCGAGCUCCAGAAGAUCAGCCUCGGCAACAGCAAGGCCCUCGAGGACAAUGCGAGCACCCUGGCUGUCUCUGCCGCCGUGCGAGACCUGCAGAGUGUGGCGCUGGACGAGCAGGACGAGCAGGGCGUGCGCGCGCCCUUCCGCAAGCAGCUCGACAGUCUCAAGAAGGCGCUCGAGAAGAGCGGCAGCCGCGAGGAAGAUGCGCUGCUCGCAAAGGCGCUCGACCAGCUCGAGGCGAGCCGGCCCGACGAGGGCGUCGAGUCCUUCUCGACGCUCUACUCGUGGUUCACCAACAAGCUCCGCCCUGCCGUGCAGCGUGUGGCCCUGGUGCCCGACCAGGCCGGCAUCGGAUCCCACCUGAUCAGCGCCACCAUCUCGCCGCUCCUCUUUGCCAAGAAGGGCUUCCCAGAGGGCGACGACGUGCCUGCCGUCCUGGCCCGAGCCCAGUGGCACCUCGAGAGGCGGGAUCUCGACGGCGCUGCCCGGCAGCUCAACCAGCUCCACGGCUGGCCGAAAAUCUUGGCAGAGGACUGGCUCGACGCUGCGCGGAGACGCCUCGAAGCGCAGCAGCACCUCGAGGUGGCAAGUGCAGAGGCCCACUUUGCCUCGUUGCAGGUGGCGUAAUCCACGACGUUUCAUAGAGACACACUUGUCCACUAGUUGCCUUGAAAAGUGACACUUCUUGACCAUGGAGGAAAUGUGAUUGUCAAAAGCAUUCAGUCGAAAUGGAAGUAAGAC
Acaromyces ingoldii is the source of this 2460-nucleotide messenger RNA. RefSeq lists its product as hypothetical. NCBI's taxonomy places the organism in Eukaryota, Fungi, Basidiomycota, Exobasidiomycetes, Exobasidiales, Cryptobasidiaceae. The coding region runs from base 376 to 2346 and encodes 656 amino acids. The record is from RefSeq and is a predicted model, not a curated record. The transcript has 2 exons. Gene Ontology annotation, cellular component: MICOS complex. Gene Ontology annotation, biological process: cristae formation.